Molecule: messenger RNA, 1711 nt
Organism: Caretta caretta (loggerhead turtle)
Lineage: Eukaryota; Metazoa; Chordata; Testudines; Cheloniidae
Gene: TNFSF4
Product: TNF superfamily member 4
Biological process (GO): positive regulation of T cell proliferation; positive regulation of cytokine production; inflammatory response
Molecular function (GO): tumor necrosis factor receptor superfamily binding; cytokine activity
Source: RefSeq, a predicted model, not a curated record
AUGGAAGGGAUGCUGGAGAUGGAGGCCCAAAGGCUGGAAGAGCAGCUGGAGUUGGAGAGGAGACAGGUCAGAAGGAACAGACUGCAGCUGGUGUCUGCAGUGGCCCAGUGGAUAGUAUUGCUCUCCUGCUUGGUCUAUCUUGGUCUUGGUUUCCUGCAUCCCCCUACGACUCCAAAAUCCCAGUGGAUCGAAGUUGCAGCCACAGAUUACGUCCCCAAGGAGAAACGCAUCAAUAUCUCUUGGAAUCGGGGCACCAUGAACGUCAGUAACCUCUCCAUCCCGAUCUACUGUGAUGGCUUCUACCUGGUCUCCCUGAAGGGAGCUAUCAAGGUAAUGGGCCAGAAGAAUGUCUCACUGAGCCUUAAGGUGUACAAGCGGUCCCAGGAGUCCAUCUUGCGUGUGAAGGUCACAGAGGAGGUAGUAGAUUCGGUGACAGUGUCCGAGAUGCGGUAUAAGGAUGAAGUCUACUUGGAGGCCUACAUAGAUGCCAACUACAAAGAUUUGACACUGGGCCUCUUCUUACUGACUCCUCGCUCAUACUGCGUAGACGACAUGGAUAAAAUGUAAAGUAAUGCCCCUGCGAUCAAAUAAAACUGGGAAUUGGAACCCAGCACCUAAACUCAUGGGAGGGUUAUGUCCAAUAGGCUGUACAUGUGCAAAAAAACCUACCCUGGCCUCACCUCUCAGGGGCUUGUGGUAUGUCUGAGUGAGAGAGUUCUCAUGGCUAGUGCAAACAAGCCAAUGUGCAAAUGGUCUUUAUACAGCACAUGUCCUGUUCCUCUCUUUGGGGCUCACCACAGCUUAUUUGUUAGCUGAAAUGGGAGAAAUGUACAGUGCCCUCAAGAAGAAUGAAGAGGACCCCACUGAAAAUUACCAAUGCUUGCCUCAGAGUCAGAGGAAUCCUGGAUUCUCUAUUUAUUUGAUAAUAUUUGUAUAUAAUUGAAAUUCUGUGUACAUUUGCUGAAAACAGUCACUUCAAUCAAGAAGGGACCUGGUUUGUCUUGAAGCCACCUGGGCAAGUUGAAGACUCCAGGGACCCAGCACGCAAUCUUUGCCUCGUUGUGAAGGAAAAGAUGAAGAGAUGGCAGGCAACGCAUCCCCUGCGGUGAUCCAGAUAAAUGUGCUCUGAAAGACUCAGGAAAUGAAAAAAUACGAGUGUUUGGAAGUGAGAGAAGAAGGCUGGAAUGGACCAGUGAGAGACCGUUAGGAAUGGCUUUUAAAAAAGAAAGAGAGAAAUUAAAAUGCUGGCAGUGUUUGUGCAAGGUGUUGGAAUGGGGGCAGGGCAGGGGUGGAGUCGGGGCGGGCCUGGGGGUGUGCGAGCACCCACCGGCACCAGGAAAAGUUGGCGCCUGUGCUCCUGCAGAUUUCCUAAGGUGUCAAGCAGGGCAGGGCAUUCUUGUGGAGUCUAGUCAAAUAUUUCCAGCUAUGGAAUGAACACAUGCUAUUGCCUUAGUUGCAAGCCAGGAGAACUUUGAAGUCCUGGCAAGUGGAGCGCCUUCUCCCCCAUCUUUCAUCUUAAUUAAAAAAAAAAAACAAAAAAAAAAAAACAGCCCCAGGAAAUUCAAUUUAAGCAACAACUGUUAAGAGAAUGUUAAGACUCUAUGGCUAAUCACUGAUAUAUCAGGGAAUGCCACAGUUAGUGUUGCAUGCAUAACCUGAACCCAGCUCUCUUGCAUGUAUACCUAUAACAAUAAAGUCUUUAAACAUCUGA